UUCUUCCUCUCUUAUUUUUCAUUAUCUACCAUGAAUGAUGAUGGUAAUCACAAAACAUCCACGUUGGAUCUUAAUCUUCAACUUGGAUUAGGAUUCCAUGUGGAAAAAAAUGUGAACAAAUCAUUGGUUAAUUCAAAAAAUGAUUUGGCCUUUGAGUUGAGUUUGAAGAGAGGCUAUGUUGAAGAACAAGUUGAAGAAGAAGAUGAAGAAAUUGCUAUUAACACCUCCAAUGACAGGAACGGGUGCAGUAAGAAAUUGAGGCUUACAAAGGAGCAAUCUACCAUGCUUGAAGAUGCUUUCAAGCUUCAUAACACCAUCAACACUGCUCAGAAACGGGCACUUGCUGAGAAAUUGAAUUUAAAGCAAAGACAAGUUGAAGUUUGGUUUCAGAACAGAAGAGCAAGGACUAAGCUAAAACAAACAGAAGUAAACUGCAUAUUCCUAAAGAAAUGUCAUGACAAACUAAGUGAAGAAAAUCAAAAGCUGAAGAAGGAAUUAGAAGAGUUACGUGCAUUAAAAGUUGUUGCACCAAACACAACUCAAUCAUCCUCUAAAGCUGCAGAUUGGAACAUUUGUUCAUCAUGCAAGAAAAUAUGGAAGCCCAAUGAAGAAGAAGAUGUGGUUAGAAAGAGCAGCCAUAGCACCAUAGAGUUAGAUUAGAGGCUAUAAUAAUAAUAAUAAUAAUAAGAUUUAAUUUAAUUAAUUGAUUAAGAAUAUUAUUAUUGUUAUUAUUAUUGAAGUGUCAUAAUCAGUCCAUGCAUCAAAUUAUGUUGUAUAGGACUGCGGUAGGGUGGAUAAAGAUAUUAGAUAUCUUUAUUAAAUGGGAUUUAUCAGAGUUAAUUGGUAACAAUUUUCUUUGAUUUGUUUUGUGGUUUUUGAAUGUAAAUGAAUAAAUGAAUGAAUAAAAUGUG
This is a messenger RNA of Vicia villosa (hairy vetch), 911 nucleotides long. RefSeq names its product homeobox-leucine zipper protein HAT22-like. Gene Ontology annotation, biological process: regulation of DNA-templated transcription. Lineage: Eukaryota; Viridiplantae; Streptophyta; Magnoliopsida; Fabales; Fabaceae. The record is from RefSeq and is a predicted model, not a curated record. The transcript is spliced from 3 exons. Gene Ontology annotation, molecular function: sequence-specific DNA binding; DNA-binding transcription factor activity, RNA polymerase II-specific. Bases 31 to 660 code for a protein of 209 amino acids.